Molecule: messenger RNA, 623 nt
Organism: Impatiens glandulifera
Lineage: Eukaryota; Viridiplantae; Streptophyta; Magnoliopsida; Ericales; Balsaminaceae
Product: 60S ribosomal protein L34
Exons: 4
Coding region: 58-420 (120 amino acids)
Biological process (GO): ribosome biogenesis; translation
Cellular component (GO): cytosolic large ribosomal subunit; ribosome
Molecular function (GO): structural constituent of ribosome
Source: RefSeq, a predicted model, not a curated record
CCUAAUUUUUUACAGUCAUUCCAUUUCCAAGCAGAGUCUAGAGAAGGGUUAUUGAAGAUGGUGCAGAGGCUAACUUACCGUAAGCGCCAUAGCUAUGCCACGAAAUCGAACCAACACAGGGUUGUAAGAACUCCUGGAGGAAAGCUAGUUUAUCAAACUACAAAGAAGAGGGCUAGUGGUCCGAAAUGUCCUGUAACUGGGAAGAGGAUUCAAGGGAUUCCUCAUCUGAGACCUACAGAGUACAAGAGGUCAAGAUUGUCUAGAAACAGGAGGACUGUUAACCGAGCCUAUGGAGGUGUCUUAUCUGGCGGGGCUGUAAGAGAAAGGAUUGUCAGAGCAUUUUUGGUUGAAGAACAAAAAAUCGUAAAGAAAGUUCUGAAGAUUCAGAAGGCCAAAGAAAAAGUUGCAGCCAAGAACUAAAGUAGUGUUUAUGGACAAAUUUGAUUUAAACUUGUUUUCUUGAACAUCAUCAUUAUUAGGCCUGUUUGAACUUAUAUUUGUAUUGUUCUAUUAUUUGCAAACUAUAUGCUUUGAUUUUGAUUAAUUUCGAAAUCAUUGUGAUUUUGAUUACUUCAAUUCAGUGACUAAAUGUUUCAGAUUUGGGUUGAGAAAAGUUGAUACUU